GCGCCGUCGUGGGCAGCGACGAGAAGAAGACGAAGGGGAGGAAGCCGAUCAGAGCGAGCAUGAACAUCCGAAAGAAUUGUCACGCGCCCACCAAGAUGCCCCACCAUCCGACGAACAAAUCUCAUUGCUGGCUCAGAUCAAGGUGGAAGCGCAAGACGAGGUGGUGAGAUAUUUUGACGCCGAUGGCGACCCCAUCCCCGUAUUCGGCGACAAAAAGCACCGGUGGGACCCGAAACUGCUCUCAGGCACGGCCGUGCGACCGCUGUCGCCGCAAUAACGUGAAGUGCAUCCUCAACACGGCCGAGUGGGCGCGCUGCGUGCUCUGCAUGCUCUCUAGCAAGUCGUGCAGCCUCGCGCCAAAGUAUGCGAAUGGCCGGUCUGCGAAGGGUAACGCGGCCAAUCAGGUGCAGAAACGCUAUCAACAGUUGUGUGCGGAGCUGCUCAGUCAAGGGAGCACGUUUGAUGAGCUUCCUCCGUCGCCAGAGACUGUUCCUGGACCCAUGUCAGGGCCUUGGAAAGAUGGAAAGACAAAGGCGGAGGUGCAAGAGCCCUCGUUAUCAGAGCCCGCGUGCAAGCGUGCUGGGGCCAAGUCGCGUGCAAAGGGGAAGGCUAACGCUUCUGCACAAGGGGAGCAGGUGAACGGCAAUGCGAGCAAGAAACGGCCGCACAAGGCGGCUGUGAAGAAGGAGGCUGUGCAAGUACCGGUCUCAUCUCUGCCAGCCGAGGCAGAGAGAGCACCACAUAUGGCCUCGGAAGGUUCCUCGCCACGCGCUGUAAUUUCGCAGCAAUCUCCCGCUGUGCCCUCAUCAGAUGUAAACGGCGCGCCGACGGCCACUUCCUCGUCGCUGAAGCGGCGGAUUGUACCAGUCCUGACUAUUAGCGAUUCGGAUAGUGAUGAUCUUUACGAUGUAACUGAGUUCCGGCGUCCAUUCAAACUCCAACGCUUUGGGUCUAGCAAUGGGGAAUGUAUCCUCUCGAAGCAGGCUGCAAAAGUCGAGCCGGUUGCGGAGAGCAUCAGCAGCUCUUCUCGGCCAGCUGCCCUCACGGCGAGCGGCAGUAACUCAACGGCUGUGACCGCGCCCGUCCACAAUGUCCGGCCCGUUCAACCAGCGCCGUUAUCGCCAGUGUAUCCUGCUUCCGUUCCAGGUAUAUUUACCUAUCGAGAUCUAGCUGAGGGCGGGCUAGACUCGGAAACCCAAGGGUCCUCGCAGCACGUCCUCAAGGGACUCGUCUCUCGGGAGACCAUCGCGAACAAUAAAGGAAAGGGGAAAGCUAGGGAGACCGAUGAUAGUGCACGACCGGACGCGGAUGCCGUUUCUAACACCGCGUCGAAAGCCCCGAAUGGUAAGUCGACGGAUGUGAAGGCAAGGACGAAAACGAAGGCAGCGACGGCCUCGAGCUCGAAUUCGCGCCCUACGAUUAGGAUUCCGCCACUACGAAUCCCAGCCGCCAAAACCGCUGCCGCUCGGCCGGGAGAGCAGAAUGGGGAUAUUGCUGCAUCUAUAGCUGUGGCCACCAACACUGCUGCUGCGACUGUCGUUGCAAACGGUGUUACCGGUACAAAGGCGGCUACAAGUGCUCAGACGCAGGCCGGCGAGUUGUCGGCUGCCAAACAUUCUGUAACGACUACUAGGAUCGAGCCUAUUCUUCUUUCUCCUAUCUCAUCCAAUGCGGCUGCUCCCGCAAAGACGGGGUCUUCCGUGCAGGGGCCCAUGCCCGUACCGAUGUCCAUAUCAGCCUCCCAGCUAUCGGAAGCAUUCGGCGGUGCUUCAGUUCCUUCUGUCCGUUCAGUCGGCGCGGAUAAGGUGGUUAUUCGUCAGCCUUCACCGAAAAAGAGCGCAAAAACUGUGGAGCGGGAGCCUCACCAGUUCGGAGAUGACCGUCCGCCAGUCAAUUCUCCGCCGAUAGCUUCAUCCUCCUCCGCACCUGCCGCUAUCCAAUCUAUUACACACCAUCCACAACCAGGCGAUACUCAACCAGUCACUCCUCUACCAGGAGCAAGCGCCGCCGCGCCACCUGCUGACACGGAACCGCAAAACGUCCGCGACCUGCGCAACAUGCUGCUCGAAGAACGCGUACACGCGCUUCAAUUUCGCGUGCGUUGCCUGGAGGAGCGCCUCGAGCACGCCGAGCGCAAGCACGAGGACCGCAUCCGCCUGCUUGAACGGCAACACGACGAGCGCGUUCGACAGCUCGAGCGGCAGUCCGAGGAGCGGCUGCGCUUGUUUGAGCGCAGCGUUGAGGCGCGGCUGCAUGGGUUGGAGACGCGCGAAAAGGCGGUACAGGAGGGCGCGCAGACGGCGUUGGGGUUGGCGCAGGCGACGAUGAAGGAGGUGGUGAGGGCGUCGGAGGGGAGGAUUGGCGCGAUUGAGGGGCUGUUGAAGGCGGCUGUGUCGGGGUCGGCUUCGGCGUCGGGGAUACAGGAUCAGUGUGAGGAGGGACUUCGUGAGGGCCAGUCUGGUCCUAGCCGUCUGGCGUCGACAUCUGCGGCUGGUGGGCAAACUUGAGUGAUUAUGUUGCUCGGUGAGGUUUUUUUGUGUAUCUUUAGUGUGCUUGACGCGUGUGUGCAUUUGUAUGGGAAUGAACGACUGCUGAGAUUAUGCUUCGCGGAAUUAUGUUGGCGAGAAAGUGAGAUGGGAGUGUAGGACCAAUCGGCAGGUGUUUGUUAGCUCACUUGUCUUGUUCGUUGACCUGCGUAGCGUUCGAUUUGAAGGCAGAGCUUUAUCUGGAUUCGUCGAUUCGGAGCUAAUUAUAAUUGUAGCAGAUAUGACAAUGUACAGCCGGUUAAGUUCUCC
Laetiporus sulphureus 93-53 is the source of this 2795-nucleotide messenger RNA. RefSeq lists its product as uncharacterized. NCBI's taxonomy places the organism in Eukaryota, Fungi, Basidiomycota, Agaricomycetes, Polyporales, Laetiporaceae. The transcript is spliced from 3 exons. The record is from RefSeq and is a predicted model, not a curated record. The coding region runs from base 183 to 2507 and encodes 774 amino acids.